GCUGACAGACAGCGAGAGGCUGGUAAAACAGGUUCUGAGAAGGGAGUUGUCCCUGAAAAGCAGGGAGACCUGGACAAGUACGCAAUGAACAGGGGCUGAAUUCAAACCCGGACAACACCGGCAAGGAAGGAAUGAUUUGCUUUGUGCCGAAGCUGGGUCACACCCGUGGUAGGGUGCCUUUUGCAAGGUGCUGCUAGUAGACAAAUUACAGCUCAGAGUCUGUCAAGGUAGAUAAGAGACCAUGUGAUACAGCCUGGCAGUAAAUGGGCUGCAGGGUAAAGGUGCACAGGGAAAUAACGCGGCAGGGGAGGCACAGACUCUCUUCCCGGUCCUUUGGGCACGUCAAGUCCGAGUCCCCAGGGCAAUCUGUAUCGUGGUGCAUGAACCUGACAACUGGGGACUCUUUCUGCUCUUUUUGAAAGCCAGGGAAGUCUGGGAUGUCUUUCAACAGAAAAAACUGGUCUGCGCUUUCCAGCCUGGCGAGGCAGAGGACUCUGGAGGAUGAAGAGGAACUAGAACGAGAGCGCCGGCGAAGGCUCCGAAGUCAGAAGUCCUCCACAUCAGCAGAGGAAGAGGGCCUGCCCCCUUCACCAAAUGCUAGCCACCCAGUGCCAGACAGGCCCAAGGAGGCAGAACCACCAGCGGCAGCGACCGCGGAGGAAGAUGAGCAGAAGCUCUCGGAGGUGCUGAAGACAGAGGAGGUGAGGCGGCAAAGGCAGCAGGUGACAAACAUCUCAAAAAAUGUGAAAGAGGAGAAGGAACCAGAGGCACAAGCAGGUCCCCCAGAGCCAGCACCACGGCAGCGGUCAGCCCAAGUGAAGGUCCUGGCCAGCGAGUUUCCUAAGGAGCAGAUGGAUCCAAGAGUGGAUCAACAUCCGGAGUCAACUCCAGAGCAGGAGGCUGUAGAAAAGGAACAGCAUCAGCAGCCAGCUUCGCAUGAAGAGGAGCAUCGAGCAGAGCUAGCAGAACAGCCCCAAGCAUCCGCACAGAAGCAGAAAGGCCACGUCCACCUUGAGAUAAAGGGUGUCCCCAGAGGAGGACGCAGCGUAGUAAAGGCACUGAUCUCUCCAGGGACAUCUCCUCCUAGCCAGCCGGAUACUGCAAGCAAUCCCCCAAGGUCUCAAGAAACUGCAAGAUCCGUCCCUGCCUCGGAAGAACCUGAAGACUCCUCUGUUGCUUUCCGCUCUACUCUCAGCUCGUUCAGUCGCCACAGUCCAAGGACGACCUCAUUCCGGGCGAUGUCAAGAAGCGAGAAACAAGAAAGUCCAUUUACCAGAAGUGCCAGUGUGCGACUUCCCGCCAGCAGUGUCAAGCUGGAAGAGAAGCUGGAAAAAUACGCUUCAGCUGCACAGCGGUCUGAGCUGAUAAAGGCACCCACGGUCCCCCAAAGAGGUUUCGUACCAUCAUUGGAGAGUGUGGCCAGCAAGCGCAGCAUCUUCGAGGCCAGUGCCACCAGCAGGGCUGAUCAGGCUCCUGCCAGGAAGGAGAAUUUGAAGAUACCUAAUGUGGUGUCAUCCCGCAUCAAUCUCUGGAUCCGCAGGACUCAAGAGCCCAGCAACGACAGUGGAGCCAAGGACACCGGGAAAAUGGAUAGCUCAGCAAAGCGCAACCUCGUGACCAAGUGGCCCAAAGACUCUGCCAGCGACACCAAGCUCUAACAACAUGAGACGUUCUGGGCAAAUCUCUCUCUGCAAAGAUCAUAGUCCGGCCCACCCCUACCUCCAGAAUCCUUCGUGACCGUAUCCAAGCUGCUGUUCCUGUAACACCUACAAGAAGUCUGCGUCUCCCAGAAGUUGGAAGACCCUCCUCCACUUCCCUUCUCUGGGGUGGGGGUUCAGUCUCCUGGUGAAUUCUGCUUGGUGGAUGGGAAGGAAGAAGGUGUGCAGGUUGUCACCUGAGCCCUGGAGUGGAUGACCACACACAUCUCUUGCUGUCUCUUCCAACUAUGCUGCUUACCAUAUAGCAAAGCCCAUCACGUGUGCUGAUGGCACCAAAUCUCUGCUGCCUCAUCCCUCAGUAAUGUUUCAGCUCUAGCUUAGUCACUGUAUCUAUAGUAGGAUUAACCAUAUGCUCCAUGCCCGGCAGCUGGACCCAGCAUCUCACUGCGCUGGCAGGAAAGGAGGCCGUCUGGGUCAGCUUUACACCUUUAGGACCUUGUUUGAAAGCCUGCCUGGAAUUCGUAUGCUGGCAACUGGCUGCUUGACACUUUAGCUCACCUUACAGUGUACCCAGUACUGGUUGCACUGAGACUACCGCAGUAGUUGGCCCUUUGAUGCUAUCAAUGAGGUCCUGAAGCCUGAAUGCCUCUGCUCCUGUCCCAGGGGAAGUCCAUGAAUACCAGGACCAAGGCUUGCUGGUGAGCUGCAGGGCAUGUGGGAAGCUGCCACUACUUGUCUUGCACCUGUUAUUGAAGCAAAGUAAAGGAUUUUCCACUCCAAGCCGCUGCAUUGAUUGACUUCAGGUGGCACAUCUGGCUGAGGAUCCUUCCUUGUGUCACUUAAACCCACAUCCCAGCCAGGUCAUGCAUGUGCCUUGCACAGCCUCCGUACAUUCCCACUGGAGAGGUGCCUGGCACUGUCUUGGGGAUUAGUGUUCGUAUUGCCUUCUGAUCUGGUGUGGCAGGAACAGAGACUCCUGUAGCUCCCUUAGAUAUGGUGCAUACAUCAUCAGAGUUGCUCUUCCCACCCCCUUGCAGCUGGGACCCUUCUAUUUUAGCCAUGUGGGGCCAUACUUCCCCCAGAAAUUAUGAGCUUUACCUGUGAAUCACUGCACCAAAAACUAAACUUGACCUGGGACAAUUGCUGGGGAGCAGAGAUCUUAGUUGAACUCUUCCCUCCCUUCCCCAAAGACUCCUUUAGAAAAGCUCCUGUUCUUGUUAUUGCCCUCAUCAUACAGAAGGGAAAGGGUCUUUUUAACUGCUGUAAGGGGAAAGGCACAAAGCAAUGUGUUUGAACUGCGGCAAAGGAGCACUAGGUUAAAACUCAGGGGGAAAAAACCCGUCCUUCCUAUCAGAAGAGCACGGUGAUGGAGCAAGCUCCCUUGGGAAGUUGUGGAAACUCUUUGACUGUGGAUUUCUAAGAGGCUAGAUGAGCAUUUGUCUGGGGUGGUUUAGGGAUAGUGCAUUCUGCAGGGGGUUGGGUGACCCCCAGUGUCCCCAGUACCCUAUGAUUCUAGUUGAUGAGGGGCUGGAACCAAAGCCCUAGCUUCAGUCACCCUGCACUGCUUAGCCAGACUUUGGGUCCUGAACUCAUCUCUUACCUUUGCCCUUUCUGGAAGCAAUGCUCUCUCUCAGGGAUUAGCUUUAAUGUGCUGUGCAGAGGAGCCACAGCAGGGAGCCCCUCGAACAGCACUGUCCAAACCCCUUAGUUUGGGGGCUAAGUAUAUGAUCUCUGAAAGGACCUGGAGCCACGUGAAGUUUUAGGGAUAUGAUGCUUUGGCUUGGGACUCUGCUAAUUUGGCUUUGCCCUUUCCUCAGGUUCCUGCUAGAUCCAAUUUACUCCUCUGGCUUUUAAAGGAACAUGCCUUUCAUUUUUCUAAUAAACAUCAUUUUCUUUAAGAUG
Molecule: messenger RNA, 3560 nt
Organism: Alligator sinensis (Chinese alligator)
Lineage: Eukaryota; Metazoa; Chordata; Crocodylia; Alligatoridae
Gene: LAD1
Product: ladinin 1
Exons: 10
Coding region: 438-1658 (406 amino acids)
Molecular function (GO): structural molecule activity
Source: RefSeq, a predicted model, not a curated record